This is a messenger RNA of Penicillium maclennaniae, 1956 nucleotides long. Its product is annotated as fungal specific transcription factor domain-containing protein. Gene Ontology annotation, cellular component: nucleus. The transcript has 5 exons. Gene Ontology annotation, biological process: DNA-templated transcription. Lineage: Eukaryota; Fungi; Ascomycota; Eurotiomycetes; Eurotiales; Aspergillaceae. The record is from RefSeq and is a predicted model, not a curated record. The coding region runs from base 1 to 1956 and encodes 651 amino acids. Gene Ontology annotation, molecular function: zinc ion binding; DNA binding.
AUGGACAAGCUCAUCAAGAACCUUUCCAGGCUGAAUGUACGAUACCUCCCAACCCCGUGGAAGAUCGGUCUUCUGGUUGAGGAGUAUUUUAACAACAUUCAUCCAUUGCGAUGCUUUGCCUUCAUUCAUAGACCCUCGUUCUUGCAGAGACUGGAUAUAGAGACCUCGAAAAUGACUCGCAACAAUGCUCUGCUACACAUAAUUUGUGCGCUAGGUGGCCAAUUCUACGCAUUAGCGUACAGUGAGAAUGUCUCUCAGCUUUCAGCAAAAUUCGUGCUAUCUGCCGGGAGUGAGUGGGCCAAGGCCGCUCAGCGGCUGGUUCUCGAGACCUUGGACACGGUCACGAAUGAAAAUUUAAUGGCAUCUGUUCUGCUUCACGACUAUGCAGUCCGAAUGGGCAACUUUGCCAAUGCGUUUAUGCUUAGUGGGCUCAUCACACGCAUGGCUCAGGCAUUGCAAAUUAACCUUGAGUACAACACGGAUGUCCUUUGUCAAAACAAUGACUAUGGCCCUUCUACUACGGCAAAAGAGUCAAGACGACGUCUGAUGUGGAGUUGCUAUGUGAUGGACUCUCUCGUGGGGAGUGGAGUGGAUCAACUCACACUCGUCCACGAAAAGGAUAUGAAGAUCCAGCUUCCCUGCAAUGAAAGAAACUUCAUACAGCAGAUACCAUGUUUCACGGAAACACUAGAGCCUGCAAAUUGGCUGAAGUUUAUCCCUAGCGAGCUUGACACAGCGACCCUUCUACCAAACAUGGGAAUAAUGGCCCACUUCAUCAGACAUAUCUCUAUUCGAAAGCGAGUUCUAAGGUAUAUUAAGCAUCUUGGUGAUGCGAUGGUUCCGUGGGAUCCCAGCUCGGAAUUUGCUGUCCUGGACAGAGAUUGUCGAGCAUGGUAUGAGUCGCUACCAGCCAGUUUACAGUUCACACCCAGUGCAAUUUAUAUAAGAAAAGACUCAUCACAGCUUGGUGCGCUCUGUGUAUUACACUGUGCACACUACCAAACCACAUGCGAUUUGUACCGACUGGGGGCUCCUGCACUCUAUAAACUUCGGGCUGCCUUCGAUUUCCCUCCAGAACAUCAAGUGUUUCUUCGCCAUCUACAGCAGGUUUUGUUUGAUGCUGCGAGAACUUUGGCGACGAUUAUUGGAGAAACAGCUCGUCAUGGAACCCGAAUGUUAGCCGAUUCAUGGCUUCCAACAAUUACAUACGAUAGUUGUCGGAUCAUGGUAUAUCAUCUCACGCAGAUCCUGGACCCCCGCUUGGAAGAUACAAAGAGUGUCAUGAUGGAGACGCUUCCUCUUUUGCAAAGCAACAUCAAUGCCCUGGGUGCCAUGGCAAACCUUAACGGAAUUGCGAAAUCUUUGUGUUCUGCGGCAAAGACCAUGCUCGAUCGUUCUGGCAUUGGGUCCGAAGUCAUCGCACCGAACAGUGUUCCCGACGACCCAUACCAGUCUAUUGAAGGUGGAGAAGAUCUCAGGUCAGCAGCUUACAAUGAUCAAAAGAAGGAAAGUACUUACCUGGACACGAAUGGCAGUGAAAGUUUACCAGGCACCCCGAUUCAAAGCGCACCUGACUACGUUCUCAAUCCCCUGUCGAUCUUUCGAAUGGCGCGCAAGUCUAUUCCAGAGCGGCAUGCCCCAGAAAAGGCCACCACAUCAUCCGCCCCAAAUAGCGCAAGACCUAGCUCCACCGCAGAUGACAAUCCGUCACCUAUUGAUCCUAUUGAUCAUUUGAAGGCAGCCUCUACAGCUCCAAAUGAGCAUACUUCAAGCCACGCAAGCCUGGAAGAACUCCAAACUUUGUUCAUGUCUGAUCUGGGAUGGGCUUGGCAACCGGCAGAUACGGCCGUCGGAUCUGGAAUUGAAACGGCCGGAUUGUUGCCAUGGGCAGGAGGAUACUCUACAACACAGGCUGAACCGUGGCUACCCGUUUUCCCGUUUCCGCAGCAAAGUUGA